UUAGUAACUGGACAGAAAUAAUGAUCUGCCUUUUUAAGAGUUGCCAAUACGUCAUCAGUCUGAGACGAGCAUCUGCACGCGUGUUGAUCUGCAAAGUGCAUCUUGAUUCACAGACUGAGAUCGUAACACUCUGAAGUGUUCUGCUCUUGUCUCAGAUGAGUUUUGUGGAGUAUGGAGAGUACAUCCAGGAAGGUGACAUUGCCAUUGUCUUCCUGGGCCGUGAGUCUAUGUUUCCAGUCAAGGCCCAGCACGGCACUCAGACCCAGACUAAAUACGGUGUCAUCCGGCACUCCUCGGACCUAAUCGGGAAGAGGUUUGGGUCCAAGGUCAACUGCAGCAAAGGUGGAUGGGUGUACGUCCUCCACCCCACCCCUGAGCUGUGGACCCAGAACCUGCCCCAUCGAACCCAGAUCCUCUACUCCACCGACAUCUCCAUGAUCACUAUGAUGCUGGAGCUGAAGCCUGGAUCAGUGGUCUGUGAAUCAGGUACUGGCAGUGGUUCUCUCUCCCAUGCCAUCAUCAGGACCAUCGCCCCCACUGGCCACCUCUACACCGUGGAGUUCCACGAGCAGAGAGCCGAGAAGGCAGCCGAGGAGUUCCGGGAGCACAAGGUGGCGCACUUGGCCACUGUGAAGAACCAGGAUGUGUGUAAAGAGGGCUUCGGCGUGGUCGGAGUUGCCGACGCGGUGUUCCUGGACAUCCCCUCCCCAUGGGAAGCUAUCGGACACGCCAAGGCUGCUCUCAAAGAAGAAGGUGGGCGGAUGUGCUCCUUCUCUCCGUGCAUCGAGCAGGUCCAGAGAACGUGCCUGGCCAUGGACGAGUUGGGCUUCAAGGAGAUCUCCACUCUGGAGGUGCUGCUGCGGGUCUACGAUGUCCGCUCUGUCAGCCUGCAGCUACCGGACUUCGGGAUGGAGACGCAGGUGGAGGGAGACCCCAAAGAAACCGGCACCGGCCAGCAAGCAACUGCAAUCUGCAAGAGCGGCGUGACCCCCAAAGACAUGGCCGGUCACACCGGCUAUCUGACCUUCGCCACAAAAAGCCUGUUAUAGUCAUCUGGAGAAUUCUGUUCUGAAAUGGCUGAGAUACUGCCUUAAAACACACAAACACACACACACACACACACACACACACACACAGAGUGGCACUCCUUCCAAACGAUUUCCAUAAAUAGCCAGAUCGGUUGGGAGACCACUUGUGUUUCAACAGCGAACCAAGAGGAACAGGAAAAGCAGAAGCAGAAUGUUUAUAGAUUUUUUAAAUAGUAAAGAACUUGUGUCCUAGGCUGCAAGAUUAAUGAUAUACAGUGGAACGUCUAUGAAUGGGUUGGACUUGGCAUAAACCCACUCGUACAGCACUGGGAUACAUUUUUUUUUAUAUAAUCCUGCUCCCUUUCCUUUCAUGUUAUUUAAUGCAAUCCCUAAAUAAAACCAUUGUGGAGGUUC
Acipenser ruthenus (sterlet) is the source of this 1442-nucleotide messenger RNA. Its product is annotated as tRNA (adenine(58)-N(1))-methyltransferase catalytic subunit TRMT61A-like. Bases 156 to 1049 code for a protein of 297 amino acids. Gene Ontology annotation, cellular component: tRNA (m1A) methyltransferase complex; nucleus. The transcript is spliced from 4 exons. NCBI's taxonomy places the organism in Eukaryota, Metazoa, Chordata, Actinopteri, Acipenseriformes, Acipenseridae. Gene Ontology annotation, biological process: tRNA methylation. The record is from RefSeq and is a predicted model, not a curated record.